Acaromyces ingoldii is the source of this 1512-nucleotide messenger RNA. RefSeq names its product putative ZWF1-glucose-6-phosphate dehydrogenase. NCBI's taxonomy places the organism in Eukaryota, Fungi, Basidiomycota, Exobasidiomycetes, Exobasidiales, Cryptobasidiaceae. The transcript is spliced from 4 exons. Gene Ontology annotation, molecular function: NADP binding; glucose-6-phosphate dehydrogenase activity. The record is from RefSeq and is a predicted model, not a curated record. The coding region runs from base 1 to 1512 and encodes 503 amino acids. Gene Ontology annotation, biological process: pentose-phosphate shunt, oxidative branch; glucose metabolic process. Gene Ontology annotation, cellular component: cytosol.
AUGGCUUCCGACCAGGGACCGCCUUCGCUCCAGGAGGACACCAUCAUCGUCGUUCUGGGCGCUUCGGGCGAUUUGGCCAAGAAGAAGACGUACCCAGCUCUCUUCAACCUGCACAGACUGCAGCUGCUGCCCAAGAACACGAGCAUCGUUGGCUAUGCGCGCACUAAGAUGGAUGAGCCGACGUUCCACGGCAAGAUCAGCGAGCACCUCAAGAACGUCGAUUCGGGUGAGGGCAAGAAAGCCAAGGAAGACUUCUUGAAGCUCUGUACCUACGUUCCAGGAGCGUACGACCAGGACGAUGCCUUUGCCAAGCUGAACAAAGAGAUGGAAAAGAUCGAAAGUGGGGCAAAAAACCCGAAUCGAGUCUUCUACAUGGCCCUUCCCCCAAAUGUCUUCACCGUCGUCGCCGCAGGACUCAAGAAGAACUGUUACUUGGAAAAGGGCAACAACCGCAUCAUCAUCGAGAAGCCUUUCGGCAAAGAUCUCGAAAGUUCGAGGGAGAUGAUGGGCAAGCUGAAGGAUCUGUGGAAGGAGGAGGAGACAUUCCGAAUCGACCACUACCUCGGAAAGGAGAUGGUCAAAAACCUUCUUGUGAUGCGCUUCGGCAACCCAAUCAUCGACGCUGGCCUCAACAACAAGCUUGUCGACAAUGUCCAGAUCACCUUCAAGGAACCUUUCGGCACCGAGGGCCGCGGCGGUUACUUUGACGAAUUUGGCAUCAUCCGUGACAUUCAGCAGAACCACUUGUCUCAAGUGCUCUCGCUCAUCUCGAUGGAAAGGCCCAAGUCGUUCUCGGCCGAGCACAUUCGCGACGAGAAGGUCAAGGUGCUCAAGACGGUGCCUGCCAUUGAAGCCAAGGAUGUGCUCCUCGGCCAGUAUGCCGCCCAUGGCGACAAGCCUGGCUACAAGGAUGAUGACACCGUCCCCAAGGACUCCAACUGCCCCACGUUUGCCGCACUGACGCUCUUUGUCAACAACGAAAGGUGGAAGGGUGUUCCCUUCAUCCUCAAGGCAGGUAAAGCCCUUGACGAGGCAAAGGUGGAGAUCAGGAUCCAGUACAAGGACAUCGAAGGUGGCCUGUUUGAAGACGCGCAGCGCAACGAGCUCGUCAUUCGGAUUCAGCCAAACGAAGCCGUUUACAUUAAGCUCAAUGCAAAGACACCUGGCCUUCACAUGGGCACGCUGCCAGCCGACCUGGACCUGACGUACAAGGAGCGCUUCGAGGACGCCCGGAUCCCUGAGGCGUACGAAGCCCUGAUCCUUGAUGCCCUCAACGGCGACCACAGCAACUUCGUCCGAGAUGACGAGCUCGAUGUCAGCUGGAAGAUUUUCACCCCCAUCCUGCACGCCAUCGACGAAGGAAAGAUCAAACCCGAGUCCUACCCGUACGGCUCGAGGGGCCCGGAAAACCUCAACGACUUCAUCGCCAAGUACGGCUUCAAGCGUAGCAACGAGGGCUACGUGUGGCCAAAGACGAGUGUCCAAAAAGUCUCUGGCAGCGGUAAGAAGUAA